Messenger RNA from Frankliniella occidentalis (western flower thrips), 1361 nucleotides. RefSeq names its product aldo-keto reductase family 1 member B1. Gene Ontology annotation, cellular component: cytosol. The transcript is spliced from 7 exons. NCBI's taxonomy places the organism in Eukaryota, Metazoa, Arthropoda, Insecta, Thysanoptera, Thripidae. The record is from RefSeq and is a predicted model, not a curated record. Gene Ontology annotation, molecular function: aldose reductase (NADPH) activity. The coding region runs from base 242 to 1201 and encodes 319 amino acids.
GCGUCAACGGUCUCCGUGUAAAUCUUAUUUAUAGAAAAAAGCAAAAAGAAACAAGACUAGAAAAGCCAGAGCGAGUGACGCAAGCGUCUGACCUGCUGAUAAGCCACGACCACGACGGCCCGCCCCCGCGCUGCAAACAAAUUAUAAAGUGUUGAACCAGGGCUUUGGUAAAGACUCGUGAGCCAAGCCCGUCCAUUCCGCUCCUCUCAUCCGCACCAGACUGUCGAGAAAGAGAUUCAGCAUGAGCCAGCCGUCGCACUGCCCCACCAUCAAGCUCAACGACGGCAGGAACUUCCCCGUCCUGGGCCUCGGCACCUGGAAGUCAAAGCCUGGCGAAGUGGAACAAGCAGUCAAAGAUGCGAUUGAUGCAGGAUACAGGCACAUUGACGGAGCUUUCUUUUACGACAAUGAACCAGAAGUGGGGAAAGGAGUCAAGGCCAAGAUUGCUGAAGGGGUAAUAAGGAGGGAAGACAUUUUCAUUACAAGCAAGCUAUGGAAUACCUUCCAUCGUCCAGACCUUGUGGUUGAUGCAUGCAGACAGUCUCUCAAGAACUUUGGCUUGGACUACUUGGACUUGUACCUGAUCCAUUGGCCAAUGGCAUAUGAGGAGGGAGGUGAACUUUUUCCAACAAACCCAGACGGAUCCGUCCGGUACAGUGAUGUAGAUUUCGUUGACACAUGGAAAGAGAUGGAAAAAUGUGUUCAACUAGGAUUAGUGAAAAGUAUUGGAGUAUCAAACUUUAACUCGAAACAACUGGAUCGUUUGCUCAAGUCUUGUACAAUAAGGCCUACAGUUAACCAGGUUGAGUGCCAUGCAUACUUGAAUCAAAGAAAGUUGAUAGAUUUCUGCAAUGCUCGUAAUAUUAUCAUCACAGCAUACAGUCCAUUGGGUUCUCCAGACAGACCCUGGGCUAAACCAGGAGACCCAAACCUUCUUGAGGAUCCAAAAGUCAAAAAAAUUGCCCAAAAGUACUCAAAGAGUCCAGCUCAGGUUAUUCUACGGUAUCUAAUUCAGAAUGGGACUGUGCCCAUCCCAAAAUCAGUUAGCAAACAGCGCAUUGUAGAAAACAUACAAAUCUUUGAUUUUGAACUGACAUCAGCUGAUAUGGAUGUGAUUGAUACAUUUGAUUGCAAUGGGCGAUUGAUUCCCCAGUUAGACGGCAAAGACCAUCCAGAAUACCCUUUUAACAUCGACUUUUAAAAAAAAUAUCCAAUAACCUAUUUCUAAAAGUCAUCAAAAUGAAAUAUUACCUCUGGCUUGGUACAUAUUGUUACUAAAAACAAAAAAACAUAAAAAAACACUUAAAUUUUGACAAAAUACUUCAUACUUCAAAAAUCAAUAAAUAAAAUUCGUAAGUUCA